Molecule: messenger RNA, 1371 nt
Organism: Homarus americanus (American lobster)
Lineage: Eukaryota; Metazoa; Arthropoda; Malacostraca; Decapoda; Nephropidae
Product: organic solute transporter alpha-like protein
Exons: 9
Coding region: 55-1206 (383 amino acids)
Biological process (GO): transport
Molecular function (GO): transporter activity
Source: RefSeq, a predicted model, not a curated record
ACCCUCUUCAUCAGCUCACUCCACACCUCCUCACCACCACGCCUACGCACAGAUAUGUCAAGUGACAUCCUAUCAAGAGAGAUUAACUCAACUGAAGUGCCAACGUCAAGUGAGAGUGAGUGUGAAGAUGGCUACUUACCCACAGUCGCUGAGUACAGGGAAGCUCUUGAUGGCUACCACACGACUAUGGUGGUUGGAGGAUCGAUUUUGACAGUGGUGUUGUAUGCGUUGUUCCUGGAGCAGAUUGUGUUUAUCGUGAGAAAUGUCAACAAAAUCUUCCGCCGACAUAUUAUCUGGAUCACCUCUGUUUACCCGUUCAUGACGAUGAUGAGUGUGAUCUCUAUAGUAAUACCGAGAGCAGAGACGUACACUAAGGCUAUCAAAGUCACGUACAUGUCAGCAGGUAUAAGUCACUUCAUGGACCUUACCACCUUGAUGUUUGGGAGUGAGAAGGUGAUGCUUCAUGAACUACAACGCAGCAGGUUUAAUCUGAAGGUGGGACCCCUCUGCUGCUGUUGCUUCUGCUUCCCCUCACCCAAGGUUACCAAAAGUCAACUGACGGUGGUGCGUUGGUUGGUGUGGCAGCAGCCCUACUCACAGGCCCUCUACUUUAUGAUACUGCUCCUCUGGUCCACGGCUGAGAGCAAGGAGGACGGCACGAUCGACCCCAACAGUAAUUACCUGUGGCUCUGCAUUCUCGACUUCCUCUCCUUCUUUUGUGGCAUCUAUGCUCUCAAUGUCAUCUCCAUCUUGUGCCGAGGACAUCUUGACCAUUAUAGCUAUGUGAAGAAGUUGUUUUCUAUAAAGACUCUGGUGUGGUUGACCAAACUCCAAGGCUUAAUCUUCAACAUCUUCGCCACCUACAACGUCUUUCCCUGCAUCUCACGAGUCUUCUCUCCAUCAGUGUACAAGCUAACUGUAGAGAACACACUGUACCUGGUGGAGAUGAUGAUACUGGGUCCUUUUGCCUACAUCCAGUACCACAACCUCGACUUCUUGACUAGGAACCCAGUGCAUGUUGAGCCGUCACGUCAGGAGAAGAAACAAUCUAUCAGUUACCUGUCAGGAGCUCAACUUCACGUCUCGCUCAGCCUUUCUGAUGACCAACUGAAGGAGACAUCGGGUUAUGGUGACCUCGCCAUGACUGUGUCGCAGGAACCUCACAGUGGUUACAGCCCCUUCCACCUCGAUGACUGUUGUGUAUGAGACCUGGGAACCUAAAUGGAGGUGUUAGUUCCCCAGUAGUGCCAUGCCUUUAAGGUUCAUCGUCAGGAGGUCUUCAGUGAGCACGAUGAUCUUAUAUGAUAAUUCUAUACAGUUCUUUAAUAACAAUAACUAUUAAUGCAGCAGUAAAGAUUGAGUUUGACUAAA